This is a messenger RNA of Phycodurus eques (leafy seadragon), 759 nucleotides long. RefSeq names its product enamelin (gene enam). Bases 77 to 727 code for a protein of 216 amino acids. The transcript has 7 exons. The record is from RefSeq and is a predicted model, not a curated record. NCBI's taxonomy places the organism in Eukaryota, Metazoa, Chordata, Actinopteri, Syngnathiformes, Syngnathidae.
UCAUCUUAAAAUUCUCCACACCAGAAUUUUUUUUCAUACAAGACCAACAAGAUUAUAUUUCUUAUCUCCAGUCAAAAUGGAGCGAGCUGUCAUCGUGAUGUGCCUACUUGUCGCUUGCUCGGCUGCUCCUAUUCAGGAGAUUCAAACUAAUGAGCAGAUCGCGGCACAUGCCAAUGAAGCCCUGAGGUUGAUGGAGAUGUACAGGCUCUACCAGCAGCAGGGGCUGGUGGCAAACCCGUUUCUUCCUGCAGCUGAAACUCCUGGAGUAGGUGUUGCUGCUGAAGCUUCUCCUGCUGAGCCAGCUGAGGCAGCACCCGAGCAGGUGGAUGCUGCCCCAGCUCAGGCAGCCACCGCCGCUGCUCGCCCCCCCCCUCCUGCUGCUGCUGCUGAGCCGGUGGGAGACGCAUCAGAGGAGGAGGAGGAUGCCAAACCUGCCUCAAAAGCUGCUGCUCCUGUUCCCCCUCUAAACUCCGAAGAGGCAGAAGAGGCAGAGGAAACGGAAGAGGCAGAGGAGGCGACUGUGGUUGAGCCAGAAGUAGCUCCUGCUGAUGCGCCAGCAGCGGUUGAUGCCCCUGCAGAGAUUGUAGCAGUGGAUGUGGCUGCUUCUGCAGAUGUGCCAGCUGUGGAUGCUGCCCCACAAGCCCCGGAAGCUGCUGAAGCGGCAGUUGGAGAAGUUGCCACAGAAGAUGCUGGUGCUGCUGCGGCGGCUGACACUGCUGUAGUGUAAUUAUACCCUGCAUAUUUCCAGCAACUAAAUAU